Molecule: messenger RNA, 1878 nt
Organism: Closterium sp. Yama58-4
Lineage: Eukaryota; Viridiplantae; Streptophyta; Zygnematophyceae; Desmidiales; Closteriaceae
Source: the annotation of a GenBank genome assembly
AUGGGGAACUCCCCGCCACGCCUACAGGUCACCGCCGCCCUCUGUGCACUCAUGCCCCUCUCAGUUCAGUGCCUACCCUCUCUCAUCCCGUCUUCUCCUCUCUCAACCCGUCGACCCCUCUCUACUCCCCCCCUCCCCUCUCUCAUCUGUCCUCCCCUCUCCACUCCCUCCCUCUCCUCUCCAACCCCGUCCUCCCCUCUCUCAUCCCGCCAUCUCCUCUCUCAUCCCUCCCGCCCCGGUCUCAUCCCGUCCCCCCCUCUCUCAUCCCUCCCUCUCCUUUCUCACCCCGACCUCUCCUCUGUCAUCCCUCUCUCUCCUCUCUCGUCACUGCCUCCCCUCUCUCACCCCUCCCUCUCCUUUCCCAUCACGUCCUCUCCUCUCCCAUCCCUCACUCGCCGCACUCAUCUCUCACUCUCAUCUCUCAUCCCAUUCUCCCCCUCUCAUCCCUUUAUUUACCCUCUCAUCCCGUCCCCCCCUCUCCCAUCCCUUACACACCUUUCUCAUCCCGUCCUCUCCUCUGUCAUCCCUCCUCAUCCCCCUCUCUCCUCGCAGGACCAUGUCCUCCCAUCUCUCAUCCCGCCAUCUCCUCUCUCAUCCCUCCCGUCCCUCUCAUGUACCUGUCCCUCCCUCUCUCAUCCCGUCCUCUCCUCUGUCACCCCUCUCUCCCCUCUCUCGUCACGACCUCCCCUCUCACAUCCCACCCUCUCCCCUAUCAUCCCGUCCUCCCCUCACUCAUCCCUCCCUCUCCUUUCCCAUCCCGUCCUCUCCUCUCUCAUCCCUCACUCUCAUCUCUCAUCCCUCCAUCUAUUGUCCCUUCCCCCGCUCUCUCAUCCCGUCCUCCCACUAUCGUCCCUUCCUCCGCUCUCGUAUCCCAUCCUCCCCUCUCUCAUACCGUCCUCUCCUCUCUCCUCCCUUCCUCUCCUCUCUCAUCCCGUCCUCCCCUCUCUCAUCCCUCCCCCUCCUCUCUCCUCUCGUCCUUUCCUCUCUCAUCCCGUCCUCACCUCUCCCGUCCCGUCCUCCCCGCUCUCUUCCCUUCCUGCUCUCUCCCAUCCCGUCCUCCCCUCUCUCAUCCCGUCCUCCCCUCUCUCAUCCCGUCCUCCCCUCUCUCAGCCCGUCCUCUACACUCUCAGCCCGUCCUCUACACUCUCAGCCCGUCCUCUACACUCUCAGCCCGUCCUCUACACUCUCAGCCCGUCCUCUACACUCUCAGCCCGUCCUCUACACUCUCAGCCCGUCCUCUACACUCUCAGCCCGUCCUCUACACUCUCAGCCCGUCCUCUACACUCUCAGCCCGUCCUCUACACUCUCAUCCCUCCCUCUACACGCUCAUCUCGUCCUCCCCUCUCUCAGCCCUCCCUCUCCAGUCGCGAUGGUGCCUCGCCAGCGCACAUGCCUUCGCGCCUCUUCCCUGCCGUCCACUCUGCCAACGCCCCCUCCCCUUUCUCCCUCCCCUUUCUCCCUCCCCUUUCUCCCUCCCCUUUCUCCCUCCCCUUUCUCCCUCCCCUUUCUCCCUCCCCUUUCUCCCUCCCCUUUCUCCCUCCCCUUUCUCCCUCCCCUUUCUCCCUCCCCUUUCUCCCUCGCUGCGCCCUCCUCCCCUUUCGUGCCAACGCCCCCUCCCCUUUCUCCCUCACCGCGCCCUCCUCCUCGGCCUCCCAUGCCCUUCGCAGCAUCAACAGGCCUGCAACCCCAAUCAGGGCGGUGGGGGCAGAGAGGGGCAGCGAGUGCGCGACCGCUGAAGGCGUGGCAGCUUCCUCACCAGGCUACGGGGGGGGUGUACGGGCUUACCGCACGCCUCCUGUUUCCACGUGUCUGGCGACGGUCUCCCGGACCCGCCCGCGCAUCCAGCAGCGGUAUGUGCGCGCACGGGGGAAGUCUUAG